AUGACCGUUACAUCGAUUACCAGUAUAUCACAAUCAGCCACUUUGGUAUCGACCUCAUCAGAUAUGUCAACUACAACAUCAAUGACAACUUCAUCGUCUAUCACUUCCUCAGAUUCAGCCUCAGUGACCGCGUCCCCAUCACCUUCAAGUGAUACAAACGGCUUAUCGAUUGAGACGUCAAAACAACCAUCUUCCAUCAGAUACCUAGUUCCAGUCUUCUUAUUGAUCUUUAUCACCAUGGCAGGUUUCGCUUAUCAGAAGUAUCGUAAGCGUAAAAAGAGAAGAAGUAGGAAUUCAAUGGCAGGGAAAGAUUUCGAAAAGAUGAUGAAGAACAACAAUGAUCCAUUCAUGUCCGACAAGGAUAACAGAGGUUGGAAGGAAAUACCUACAUAUGAGAAUGAUGAUAUAUGGGAUGAUACUGGAAUAGAUAACCAACCUCAACUUCAUUGGCAAGAUGGAUUGAACCCCUCCAACACCUCAAAUGGAUUGAUUAGAUCGGGUGGGUUGAUCAGUGCAGGUCAAAAAGGUUGGGGCUGGAAAGAGUCGUGGAAUGAUUUUAAAUCUGCUCGAGGUAAACAGUACCAUGAACAAGAGAAUAGAAUGGAAGAGAAAACUACUAUGAAACUGGUAAAUUCUUGUAUAACAUGUAAAUCAACAUUUACAUUACCAUCCCAGAACCAAGGCGACUAUCAUGAAGUUUCGAUCGAAGGAGAAGAAGGAGAACUUGGUGAAAGAUCCAAUCAGCAUGCAGAUGAUAUCAAAUUACUGAGAGAUAAGUUAUCUUCUUUGACUUAUAAUCCAUCAAAGGAUAUACCGGAAACACCAGAAUAUCUUCGACCGAGGUCAGUUUCACCUACAAACGUUCUAAGUCCACCCAUGCAACCUCAUCUAUUCUUUCAUCCUUCUCCCUUGCCGCCUGGUAAUAGUCACGAGAUGGCAGUUAGUGAAUAUAGUGACAAUGACACUGCUACCAUAAUGACGAACAGCGUCAAUAAUACACCGAAUCCAGAUCUCAUUUCAAGUCCAAAAGUCACUCCUACACCAAGUCCCUCCAAGGGAAAACUAGGUGUAAGUAAGAUGCCUAGAAUACCAUCAACGGCGUCAGGAUUAGCAGGAGCAGAUUUCUUCUCUGUCGUCUCGCCCAACCGAUUAUCCACGUCCUGCCCUCCUUCCAAGUCAAAAGAAAUUGGUCCAAGCAAAACACCCAUGAGAUAUACACCCUCGGGACUCAAUCCUACAUCGAGUAAUGCUUCACCCUCCAAAUCAGCUUUAACAUUAAAACGCUCGAUAGCGGUCAAGAACCUUGCUUCUCCCUCGAGACUUUCUCCAAAUCCUAACACAAGCCUCUCACCGAAGAUAUCGAAGAAAUCUAGAGUACAGAAGAAAGAAGCUAAAGCGAGGAAUGAAGUCGAGGAUAUUUUGAAAGCGAGUUGGAGUGACAGAGCGUUGACUUCACCUCCAAUUGGAUCAGUGACAGUGCCCGGAAUGAUGAGUCCUGGAUUGGAAGAGACUAAUGGGAUUGAGCAGAGAUUAGCUUUAUUGAAGGGUGUUGAGAUUUAG
Messenger RNA from Kwoniella shivajii, 1560 nucleotides. RefSeq lists its product as uncharacterized. Lineage: Eukaryota; Fungi; Basidiomycota; Tremellomycetes; Tremellales; Cryptococcaceae. The record is from RefSeq and is a predicted model, not a curated record. The transcript has a single exon. The coding region runs from base 1 to 1560 and encodes 519 amino acids.